UUUUCUCCGUGUCGGCUCUACGCAAGAACUGAAACACGGCUGAUUGGCGUCAAAUUCAAUUCGUUGCCGUCUCAACGUUUUCCCCAAGUAUUCAUCAGUUUUUAGCAAUACAAAACACCAUUUUAAUCUCUUUGCUAAAAUACAAAAUCAAAUAUUCUUUUGGUUAUGAGAUUUUUGGAAGAAGAAUGAGAAUUGGGGCCGAUUUACUGAAAUGGCCUCUUCUUCUUCAUCUUCUCACUCUAACGAUUCUACACCGAGUCGGUCUCAACUCGGUGUCUGCGACAUGCGAAUUCAGUCUCACUGAUGGCAACACGUUCUACAACUACAGCUUGGCAUCUCCCAUCCCUAAAUUCCCCCACGGCGUCCUCAGCGAAGAUGGGUUUUACAAGGUGGCGGUAAAUCAGACUCUGCUCUGGUUUCAGCUUUGUGAUGUGAUGAUUUUUAACCACAAUCCGCCCACAUGCGUCGACUGCAGGGGUUGUGGGGGUCCAUCACGCUGUGGCAUGAAUUGUAGUGCACUUGUGGCCAACAAUAUAGGAGAUUAUCCUGUUUGCAGUACUCUUGGGUACGCCUCAAGCAUGAUUAUUGAUCUCAUUGAUAAAAACAAUCCCCAUAUGGGUGUCAUUGUUAAGAUGUCAUAUAUUGGCCCAAACCGCAACUGUUCACUCUCUGUAUCUGUUAUCUGUGAUUCAAAUGGAGUUCAAGAACCUCAGGCAUUGGAGAAAGUUGGAACUUGUGAUUAUGUUACGCUGCUAAGGCAUCCUUCUGGUUGUGCCAAUAUUGUUUCGAUUCAUGGAAAAGGAUGGGGCUGGUUUGGUACCUUCAUAAUCCUAAUCUUAUGCCUCUUUAUAGGGUAUCUACUGUUUGGUGCAGUUUAUCGUUUCUUCUUCCUUGGAGUUCGUGGUAUAGAUGCUGUUCCAAACUUGGAUUUUUGGGCCAGCUUGCCACAAAGAGCUCAGAGUUCAUUUAUGUCUUUAGUGCGGAAAUUUAGAGGACCUUCUCAAGGUUAUCGAAGCUCCUACUCUCCUGUGAACUUCUAAGCAAACAUCCUCUGUCCAAUUAAUGUUCAAUUAUCCCAGGUCUUGUGAGCGUUAUCCGAGCGAGUGCGAUUUUAUCUAAUUUUGUGGACAUUCGUCUUCAAUUAAUCAAAGCUGCUGCUUCAGUAAGAGUUUUGUAUUCUUUGCCACUGUUUUGUUGACAUACACCACCAUUCAGUGGGAACUUCUUCCCCUGGCAAUGGUAAUUAAUUGAUUGUUGUAAUCUCUGCUAAAAUGUCAGCUGCUGACAAAUUCUUUUUACGGCUCUGACAACCAUUCAAUCAUUCAUUAGACAUUUUUGUACUUCCUUAAAACCCAACUUCAGAAAUGCUAGACUAUGUAGUUUCAGGUUUCUUUGCUUGGACUACGAUGGAUAACAUUGAAAUAUAUAUGAUCUUGACCUA
Molecule: messenger RNA, 1441 nt
Organism: Cornus florida
Lineage: Eukaryota; Viridiplantae; Streptophyta; Magnoliopsida; Cornales; Cornaceae
Exons: 11
Coding region: 186-1040 (284 amino acids)
Source: RefSeq, a predicted model, not a curated record